Molecule: messenger RNA, 2177 nt
Organism: Zalophus californianus (California sea lion)
Lineage: Eukaryota; Metazoa; Chordata; Mammalia; Carnivora; Otariidae
Gene: SERPINB6
Product: serpin family B member 6
Exons: 7
Coding region: 707-2044 (445 amino acids)
Biological process (GO): negative regulation of endopeptidase activity
Cellular component (GO): cytoplasm
Molecular function (GO): serine-type endopeptidase inhibitor activity
Source: RefSeq, a predicted model, not a curated record
GAGAAUAGAGUCAGUCUGGAGGGAACUAACAAUUGCCUUAAAAUUUUCCCCAGAGAGGAAGGAAAAUUUGAAUUGCUAGAUUGGAAGGUCCCACCAAGUGCACAGCAAAAUAAAUAAACUGGGCCCAUCUUAAGGACACAUUGUGACAUUUUAGAAUAUCAGGGGUAAAGAUAAGAUUUUAUGAGCUUUUUAAGAAUGGAGACAUGGGGAAGGAGGGAUGGAACUGGGGUCAGAAUAUCAUCAGACUUCCCAACAGCAGGCUGAAGGCCGGAAAGCAAUGUAGCAAUGCGUCAGAAAUUUGGAGGUAAAAUGCUGUGCAGCUCAUUCCAGACCCUGCCAAACUGUCAAUUAAAUGGAACGAUAAAGACUUCAGGACAUGCAAGAAGCCAAAAUGUAUGUAUUCCAUUUUGGAAAACUAUUGGACAAUUUGCUUCAUCAAAAUAAGGGAGUAAACCAUGAAGUAGGAAGACAUUGGGGUCCGACACAAAGGAUAUUAUUGGCAAAGAGAUCUCUCGGAGAAGAUAGCAGUGUGGCAUGCGGGAGAACGGUGUGUCCAAAACGUGGCUGAUAAACAGUGGUAUCAAUACAUGAGUAUAAUGAAAGAGCAGGGUGGUACAGUGCCAGCCCGGAUGAAUGCCUCUAAGUGUGAUUAUGCUUUAGAAAAGCCAGGUGUAUAAAAACUUUAUGUGGCAGUCUCAUUUACAUCAUGGCACAUUUGGGACCUGAAAGGAAACAUCUCUCCAGCUUUGUUGCUGACGUGGCCCAAACAACAGCACCAAAACUCACAUACUCCUUGAAGAUUCAGAUUUUGUACUUUACAACGUUUCUUCAUCAAAAGAAACCAGGAGAGGGGCUGAUACCUCAGGUCUUUGGACUGGAAAAAAAAAUCAAAAUGGAUUGGCUCACCAUCAUGGAUACUCUUUCAGAGGCAAAUGGCACCUUUGCCUUAAGUCUUCUGAAAAAGCUGGGUGAAGACAACUCGAAAAAUGUGUUUUUCUCACCCAUGAGCAUCUCUUCUGCCCUGUCCAUGGUCUUCAUGGGCGCAAAGGGAAACACAGCAGCCCAGAUGUCCCAGACACUUUCUUUAAGUAAAAGCGGUGGAGGAGGCGAUGUCCACCAGGGGUUCCAGUCACUUCUUACAGAAGUCAACAGGACCGAUGCUGCGUACUUGCUUAGAACCGCCAACAGGCUCUUUGGAGACAAGUCUUAUGAAUUCCUCUCAUCUUUCAAAGACUCCUGCCGUAAGUUCUACCAAGCAGAGAUGGAAGAGCUCGACUUUAAUAACGCUACGGAAGAGUCCAGGGCACACAUCAACACCUGGGUGGCCGAAAAGACAGACGGUAAAAUUACAGAGUUGCUAUCUCCAGGUUCAGUUGAUCCAAUGACGAAUCUGAUUCUCGUGAAUGCCAUCUAUUUCAAAGGAAACUGGGAUAAUCAGUUUAACAAAACGCAGACCAUGGAAAGACCAUUUAAAGUCAGCAAGAACGAGGAGAAGCCUGUGCAGAUGAUGUUUAAGAAAUCUACCUUUCAAAUGACCUAUAUAGGAGAAAUAUUCACCCAAAUUCUGGUGCUUCCCUAUGUGGGCAAAGAGCUGAACAUGAUCAUCAUGCUUCCAGAUGAAAACACGGAUUUGAGGACGGUGGAGAAAGAACUCACUUAUGAGAAAUUCACAGAGUGGACGAGGCCAGACAUGCUGGAUGAAGAAGAGGCGGAAGUGUUCCUCCCUAGAUUUAAACUGGAGGAGAAUUACGACAUGGAGAGUGUCCUUUGCACUCUGGGCAUGACCGAUGCCUUCGAGCAGGCCAAGGCAGACUUUUCUGGAAUAUCGUCCAGGAAAGACCUGUAUCUGUCCAGGGUGGUGCACAAGGCCUUCGUGGAGGUCAACGAGGAAGGCACGGAGGCCGCAGCCGCCACGGCGGCCAUCAUGAUGUUGCGGUGUGUGAGAAUCAUGCCCCGGUUCUGUGCCGACCACCCCUUCCUCUUCUUCAUCCAGCACAGCAAGACCAACAGCAUCCUGUUCUGUGGCCGCUUCUCCUCCCCAUGAGGUCAUGGUCGGCCCCGUAGGAGUCCUCGUCUCUCCUACUGGCCCACUUCUCCUGACUCUUCACAGUGUGCCUACAGUGCAAAGUGAGCUUGGGUGACAGUCCUAAAAUAAAAGGCCCAGUUUUGAAACCCCA